Triticum turgidum subsp. durum (durum wheat) is the source of this 849-nucleotide messenger RNA. The record is from the annotation of a GenBank genome assembly. Lineage: Eukaryota; Viridiplantae; Streptophyta; Magnoliopsida; Poales; Poaceae.
AUGGGGAGGCCGCCAUGCUGUGACAAUGGUGGCGCCAGCGUGAAGAAGGGGCCAUGGACGCCGGAGGAGGAUAUCAUCCUUGUCUCCUACAUCCAGCAGCACGGGCCCGGGAACUGGCGCUCCGUGCCCGAGAACACCGGGUUGAUGAGGUGCAGCAAGAGCUGCAGGCUGCGGUGGACCAACUACCUCAGACCCGGGAUCAAGAGAGGGAACUUCACCCAGCAUGAGGAAGGGAUAAUCAUACACCUGCAGGCAUUGCUUGGCAACAAGUGGGCAGCAAUAGCCUCCUACCUCCCCCAAAGAACAGAUAACGACAUCAAGAACUACUGGAACACACACCUCAAGAAGAAAGUGAAGAGGCUGCAACAACAAACACAUCCUGCAGAUCACUUCUUCCAGCACACAUCCACUGCCACCAAUGCAGCUGAGCAAACCACCAGCAUGAAUUACUACAACCCUAGCAGCAGUAACCUCGACUCCGCCAUGCAAGCCGCCAUGGGUUACCCCGAGACCACCACGGGCAACGUUGCACCUGCCACCAUGGCCGUCUCGAAGCUCUUCCAGUCUUGGAUGCCGAAGGUCCCAUCGCCGGAGAUGGCGGACUACAAGGGUAUGGUGGCCAUGCAGGAGUUCCGGACCGAUGGAGAGGCCGGUGCCGCAGUUUCCAUGACCAGUGGCGACAGGUUCUCGUCCUCAGAGAUAUUGGCCAGCCGUGGCAAGGCUGCCACGGCCAUGACCUUCUCGGUGCUCGAGAACUGGUUGCUCGACGACAUGACACCGGGGCAGGCUGCCAUGGACGGGCUCAUGGACAUCUCUUCUGGUUGCUGUGCAAACCCCAUCAUGUUUUGA